Fomitiporia mediterranea MF3/22 is the source of this 7862-nucleotide messenger RNA. RefSeq lists its product as uncharacterized. NCBI's taxonomy places the organism in Eukaryota, Fungi, Basidiomycota, Agaricomycetes, Hymenochaetales, Hymenochaetaceae. Gene Ontology annotation, cellular component: small-subunit processome; 90S preribosome; nucleolus. The transcript is spliced from 11 exons. The record is from RefSeq and is a predicted model, not a curated record. The coding region runs from base 321 to 7793 and encodes 2490 amino acids.
AUCCUCUAACUGGCGAGUAUCAUUCUCUGUGCCAUUGGAGGCUUGAUGGCGGAUAUUCACGAUGAAGAUGGACAUAGGGUGAAGCGGUUCAAGUUCCAAUCAUAUAAUGAGCAGCUGAAGGAAGUUCAUGCACCUUCAGCUCUUGAACGAUCAAAGGCUGAUGAGGCACUGGAGGACGAGGAAUGCCUGUUCCACGGAGCUCUCUCGCACUGGAUGCAACUUAACCUAUCGCCCUCAUUCAUUUCCUUCUCGAGAAACGCUCUACCCCUGUCACAGUCUUUGGCACUCCUUGUACACUCAUGGAAGGAAGUAACCGAAUUAUGGCUCGAUUGCAUCCGAAAGUCAGACGACGAAGCAAAAAAGGCCUUAUUGGAAAGCUUGUCGAGGACCUUCGAACAAUAAUCGCUCCAGACUAUGAGGCAAUUACCGAUUGUCUUUUCGAGCUACUACCUCGUCGUCUAGAACCAGAAAUACUAUCAGCACUACUGGGAUCUCUGACUACAGUGUUCAAACACGUUUUGGUUCCUGGGAUAUCAGAUCUAGAAAGUACUGAUAUUCUAUCAUCCACCUGGAGUCGACUGAGGGCAACGCUUAUGAAGUGCAAUCCCGAAGUUCAAAGGGCUGUUGCUGAAAUGUGGUCAUCUUUGCUUCGUCGGUUAAAGAAGGACGACAGAGAGCGAUGUGUACGACUUAUGAUAGGAUCAGCACAUGAUUCUGGUGAUUUCAUUGCGUGGUCUUUUGUGUUUACGGCGAAGAGCGUGGCACAAACGAUACAUACGUCUGGCCCUCCGCUCAUAAUAACGUGUCUCGAAUAUCACCUUACCGUUUCGGAAGGCGAAUUGGAUGAUAACUCAAAGCUAAUUCGACGUAUACUUACAGCACUAGUUCAUCAUUGCUCAAAACCGGAGCAGUUUGCUCCGGUUGUGGACCCGAUAAUUGCGCGGUUCGGUUCUUUGACAGAAAUAAAAGAUAUUAAGCGAACUAUCAACGUUCUUGCUGUACCUUGCUCUGUCAGGCAGGAUUCGCGUUUGACUGCAAAACAGCUCUCAACAGUUUUAGAUUUGACAACCAAAAUAUCGUACGAUGAAACACUCCGCGUUCCAUUUCUUUCAAUAAUUACGGCUGUGUUAUGUGCGUCAUCGGCAGACCUCUCCGUCUGGAUGGGCGCAGGCCGUCGAGCAAUCGAGCACGCAUGGUCCGUGGACGAGACUCUAGCGGUUUCGCUGACAGGCACACUACUCGAAGCUGGCUGGAAGGGAUUCAACCAAUUUGCGUUGCCACCCUUUCUGAAGACAUCUAUUGGAUUGCUGGCGAAUUUGGAAUCGUCAGCACAUGUUGAGACACUGCGAGUGCUCUCCAAAUUCGCUAAAAACAACCUGUUGAAAUCCGUAGACGAUUCAUGGCGUUCCCGUUUGACGGUAAUGGUUCGAGCAUGUCUUGAGCAGUUUGUUGUCGCGGAGGAGUCGGUAAUCAUUUUGGUCGAGAUACUACCACUUUUACCAAUCUUGUCCACGCAUGACCUUCUACAACCUAUUGCGCAUAUUGCAGAAGACUUGGUCGGCCGACAAGCUGACCAACCAUGCUAUCCCGACUCAUGGGCAAACAAUACUUUUGUAUUUGGCCUUGUCGUUCGUGUGCUUGCGAAGAGCAGGCAGUCGAGUUUACCGGAAAUUUUUGAUGCUAUCCGGCUGAUAUACGAUGCAAUAAAGCGAUGGUACUGGUCAGAAUACGUCAUGGAGGGUAUUGCCGAGCUGGCUAAGUCAUGUCAAUAUUCAGGAUCCGAGCCAAUACCUGACCAACAGAGCAUCGUCGAGCGACUGACAAAUAACCUCAAAUCGCAUUCCCACAUAAUCCGGCGUAGAUCUUUGGAACUGCUCAGCUUACCUUGGAUAUUCUCAAGCAGCAAUGCGGAUGGCAUCAAGCGAUGUUUAGCAGCAGAACUUGUGCCUUUGAGUGUACAGGGUGUGCGAGAACGUGUUUUGCUCACUGGUCGGGUGGGCCAGGUUGUGCUCGAUGACGAUCUUAUAACACGAAUAUGCAUUGCAUGGCUCCUUGGUCAACUGAAGGUUGGCCUCCGUCCUUUGUGGGCACCAGCCGCACAAGUGCUUGCAAGUAUCUCCGGAAGGUCACCAGAUACUUUAUGGAGCAUGACGAUUGAGGAGCUGAGAGGCCUCGAUGCGUCCUCAGAAAGCGCCAUUCUUCCGCCAUGGAUAACGGACGGUGCUGAAGAGGAAGACGAAGUCGUUGAGGAGGAAAGGAGUUGGCGCGACCCUAGCGCGCACAAGUUCCGAGUGACCCUUAGGCAUUGGACUUCGAAUGACGUGUGCAAGGACCAGAUCAUUGAGGAGCAAAAGCCUCAUGAUCGAUUUGACACCCGCUCGUACGAAGCUCAGCUCCUCGUCGCAUUGGGCGAAUUUCCAUCGUUGGCAGAGAAACACAGUCGAGAUCUCGUUCCUCUCUUCCUUUCGUUUGUCUCACCAUCAUCAGUCACUGAGAAAGCUUCGCGCAUCAAGCUUACGAAUUGGCUGAAAUUAUUAGCGAAAUUCGCGAACCCUAGGGCUUUCUACUUAUCCAAUGACGUGCACUCGGUAUACAUUUCCCUACUUUCGCAUCCGGAAAGGGCCAUCCAGUCCGCUGCGUUAUCCUGCCUUCAGACGUACAAGUCGCCAGCACUAACGUGCAAGGCUGAUACGCUAACGAGAUUACUCGAUGAUACGAAGUGGCGCGAUGAACUUGCCAUGCUUGACCUUCAUGAACUUACACCUGACGAGCGUACGGAGAUCGUGCCUGUUCUUAUUCGCUUGUUCUAUGGCAUGAUGCGUGAGCGUGGUGGACGCGGGAAGGGUACCGACCGGCGUUCUGCACUCUUGGGAACCCUGGGAGCUUGUACAGACGACGAGCUGGUACUACUUGUUGAUCUCAUGCUCGAGCCUUUUAAAGAGGAAGUCAACUUCGACCUCUCGGACGACAAUGAAAGGUUAUGGAAACUCGGGAGAGUCGCACCUCUAACUGCCGCUGAAAAGCAGCAGAUUGGCUUUUUGAUGUUCCUUGCAGACGUGUUGCGGAAUUUGGGAACGCGUAUCGUGAAGUCAUGGACGCGCUUGAUUGUGUUAGCGCUUACGUUAGCCGCGCAUGCUCAAGGUGAAUUACAAGGAUCGACUCAGGGUGAUGAAGGGUCUGCAGAAGAAAACGAAGAAGAGAACGACGAUGGAAAGGAAAUAGAUAAACCUUCACACUCGUUAACUCGAUCGCGACAAUUUCGGCUCAUCAGGCAAUUAGGGUUGAAGCGCAUCACCGAGUUCUUCCGCAUUCCCGUAGAUUUCGAUUACUCGCCGUACAUGCCUGAACUGUUCCGCACAGUCAUUUCCCCUCGGAUCGCCCUGCUGGAUCGUGAGAAUACACAAGCACCAUCCGCGUUGCUCGAACUUCUCUUCGUUUGGUCUUUACGUCCCGAUACAGCAAUGUAUCUUGUGAAAUACGAUCAACGAACACUUGCAAAGAUCUUUGAUUGCUUGGUGGCAACGAAUGUCAAGCCCACUGUGCAAAUUAAGAUUUUCGAUUUACUCGAACGUCUAUUAGUUUUCGCAUCCGAGGAUGACUCGUUUUCGGAAAUAGUCGUGAAGCCAUACAUGUCGAGCGCGUUAAAUAACAUCGCUUUGGCAGUCCAGCGUUCUACUGCUGGAGGUUCAGCCUCAUCCGUUGGUCUUGUCGCGCAGCGAGAAAUUGCGAUUCUCUCGAAGCUUUCGCCGUAUAUUUCUGAUGGCAGUCAAGCAGCGACCUUACUAUCGAUCUUUCUUCCGCAGCUGCGUAGGGCUGGGAAGGGCAUACCGGAAAAGUCUAAAGUGGACAUGCUCGACAUUUUGUGCUACCUAAUACCACAAAUUCCCGAUUUCAUGCAGAAUAACGGCCCCUUGUUCUGGAAGACUCACGAGACGCUCUCUUAUCUUUUCCAACUUCUGCGAGGAAGGCAGGCGCGGGUGUCGCUUGUGAACGCGUUCAAAACGCUUUCAAGCGUUGAUUCAAGUCUCUUGCCAACUGCUGAUCUUCUAGUUUCUCUCAACUCGUACUCUGUGAAGCGGAUAGAUGAGCCGGACUUUGAUCGACAAUUGACUGCGUUUGCGGCGCUCAAUGAAGAACGAUGGAAGACGCUUUCCGCGAAGGAGUGGACGCCGUUUUUGCAUAAUAUGCUGUUGUUCAUCCAAGAUGAAGAGGAGUUAUCGAUCCGGAGUAAUGCGGCUCUGUCGUUCAAGCGAUUUCUCGAUGCGUUGUCCGCAGCCCAGGAUCCGGAUAUGCAAUCCUGUUUUGUUCGUGUAUUGUUUCCCGGACUAAAACGUUGUCUCCGUGCAAAGUCGGACCUCGUACGAGCGGAAGUGAUGUCCGUCCUUGCAUAUGCAGUCGAGAAGUGCGAAAACGUGAAUGCACUGCAAGAAAUGUGCGUACUUCUCGCUGCGGGUGACGAGGAGGCCAGUUUCUUCAAUAAUAUCUUCCAUAUUCAGGUUCACCGUCGUAAUCGCGCUUUGCGUCGUUUAGCCGACUUUUGUGAUGAGCCUGGUUUUCGCAGUAGUACACUGCAAGAGAUUUUCGUACCUGUUGUAAACAGCUUCAUUGCCGGAUCUGGUACAGCGGACCAUCAUCUCGUUAACGAAGCGAUUACGACGCUGGGACGCAUCGCGAGACAUCUUGUUUGGCCGGCCUAUUUCUCUCUUGUCCAGCAGUACAUCAGGCUGGCUACAGAUAAGAAUGCUGCGGAGAGGGCAUACACCCGCGCACUGGUUUCCAUUCUUGAUAACUUCCAUUUCUCUAUGGAGGAUACGUUCACAGAAGAAACCGAAGAAGGAGCAGAUGAGGAUAACGCUGAGCAGAUGCAGAGGAAUGUACCGUCUGCUUCCACGAAAAUCCAUGAUGCUGUCAAUAACCGGUUGUUGCCCACUUUGCUGAAGCACCUCGAACAGCGAGACGAACUUGAAGAUAUCAACAGGAUACCACUAGCCAUCGGUAUCGUGAAGGUAUCCCUGCACUUACCGGAAGCUUCUCGUGAUGUUCAGAUCCCGCGCUUGCUCACUAUUCUGUCUCAAAUCUUCCGGAGCAAGUCGCAGGAAACGCGCGAUAUUAGUCGCGACACGCUUUGCCGACUCGCAGCAAUGCUCGGAUCACCAUAUUUACCUAUGAUCAUUCGCCAACUUCGUGAAGCUCUAACACGAGGCCCUCAUCUCCAUGUCUUGGCGUUUGUGACACAUGCGGUUCUCGUGCAUAUUACUCUGCCCGAGAAUGCCACGAAGUUCGAGAAUCUAGACAAUUGCGUUCCGGAUGUCGUCCAUGUUUCGUCAGAGGUAGUCUUUGGUCAGUCAGGGAAAGAUGUUGAGAGUGAGGGAUUCAAGACCAAGAUGAAAGAAGUCCGAGGCUCGAAGAGCAAAGGUAUGGACUCCUUCGCGAUUCUUGCUAAACAUAUCACGCCGGCUGCGACGAGCAGUUUACUUCUGCCAAUCAAAGCGAUCAUGCAAGAAACGGAAUCGGCAAAGACAAUGUCGGUCGUUGACGAUGUCCUACGGCGCAUGUCUGUCGGCCUCAAUGGAAACACGCACUUCGCACUGUCCGAGUUGCUCAUGUUCUGCUAUACCCUAAUUAGUCAGAAUGCGCGGUUCUUCCAGGAAAAUGUGAAGGUGCAAAAGCGGAAGCUGAAGAAGGUUAACAACGCUGAAGUACAAUUGAAGAGGAGAAUUGAACCGGAGGCCGACCAUUAUUCCCAUAACUCGUGGAGAUUCGUCACUUUCGGUCUUGACCUCUUCAACACUGCAUUUCGUCGCGGUCGCUUCGAUUUUAGUGAUGCAAACAUCAUAACACGACUAGAGCCAAUGGUGAAUGUCAUCGGAAAUACUCUUUACGCAAAGAAUGGGAACGUGAUAUCAUCUGGACUAAAAGCAACUGCGCAAAUAGUCAAGGCCCCUUUAAAGAAUGUUGAGAAGUCAUUGCCGAUGUUCGUCCGCCAGACUCUGCAGAUAAUCAGAGAUACAGGAAACACGGAAGCAGACGCCGUCCAAGCCGCCUUCAAGACUCUGACGAUCAUCAUUCGUGACUGCUCGUCAUCACAGGUGAAGGAGAAAGACCUGGCGUUCCUUCUCGAGCUUCUCACACCAGACUUAGAGGAAGUCGAUCGACAAGCAAAUGCUUUCGCGUUGCUUCGUGCGAUUGUUUCUCGGAAGUUCGUUGUUCCUGAUAUAUACGAUCUCAUGAAUCGUGUUGGGGAAAUAAUGGUGAGAAGCCAGUCUUCGCAAGUUCAGGAACUUUGUCGUGGCGUGCUCCUACAGUUCUUGCUAGAUUAUCCGCAAGGAAAGGAUCGCCUCAAGCAACAGUUCGCAUUCUUCGUCAAGAACCUCUCGUAUGUGUUUGAAACUGGACGGAAGUCCGUGAUGGAAUUGCUUGGCGCGAUUAUUGCGAAAUUCAACGGUGAGAUUAUCGAGGAAUACGCGGACAUGCUUUUCGUCGCCUUAGUCUUGGUCAUCGCGAAUGACGAAUCAGCAAAAUGUCGCGAAAUGGCUGCACAUCUAGUAAAAACGCUUUUAGAUCGGCUACGUGAUGAGCAGAAGAAGACAAUUGUUUCGCAUACCCAUUCCUGGGCAGCACAGCGCGACAAUGCGGCCUUGGCUCGCGUUUCUUCACAAGUUUACGGUCUGAUACUAGAUGCUUUGAAGUCCGAUGCAAAACCCUAUCUCGGUCUUCUUUUAAACGAUGUGAACUCCAAGGUCCGAACGGCGGCAGCGUCUGUCGAAGGCGAUGAAGGAGAACGUGGACUAUCGGAGAAUGAUUGGCAGAUCCCCUACCAAGCGCUCAUUUCUCUUUCAAAAGUCUUCCAACACUUUCCCGACACUAUAUCGGAUCACAGUAAGGUUCCCUGGCCAUCCAUAGCCUCUUUACUUCUUUAUCCGCACGCUUGGGUCCGCACAGCAUCAUGUCGAUUGCUUGGCAGCUUGUUUUCCGUGACGCUGGUCUGUGCACCGUCCAAUGAUCUGCCAGAUGACUUCCCGCUUUCUGCUAUGGGGAUGAGAAGACUAGCGAACUCGUUCUCCCUUCAGCUUAGGAGCGAGAAUCUGGACGAGGCGCUUAGCCUGCAAAUAGUAAAGAAUCUGUUCUACGUUGGAAAGUGCUUCUAUGCAAUCCAGGCACCAGAGUAUCAAACAAAGAAUAAGAACAUGGUGUCAGAUAAUGAUGCUGCGAAUGUCUCGGAUACGGGUGACGACGUGGACGAGGAGAUGCUGUCCGAACCCGAAGAUGGAGAAAAGGAAGUAUUAGCAGGUGACAAUCCACUGCCAUGGCUGUUCUCGCGACUCUCAUACCAGGCACGAUCGGCAUAUAUUACACGGGUGAACAAGCCGCAUCAGGCAAAGAACUGGUCACGGCAAUUGACGGCUAUCUUUCAAUGGUUUGCCGCAAUGGUGUCUUGCAUGGAUGGCCCGCGGCUUGAGCGCUACUUACCGCACAUUCUUGCACCUGUCUAUCGUAUUGCGGAGGAUGAUAUCAUUCGAGAUCCUCAGAUGGAUGAGUUGAAAAAUCUAAGUGCUGAGUUUCAGUCUCUCCUACAAUCUAAGGUCGGCACAUCCACCUUCGCACUGACUUAUGCCAACAUCCGAACGCGUAUUGUCUCGGUGCGGAGGGAGCGUGCCACCGCGCGCAAACUACAACGGACUGUAGAUCCAAAGCGCGCAGCUGAGAGAAAGCUGAAGCGAAACGUUGGGAAGCGGAAGAGAGAGAAGGACGAAAGGAGAAUCCGGGGCUUGAAACGACGGCGUUCUGAUUAGACACUAUACUGUACAAGCUUGAAUGCAAACGUAACUGCAAUAAAAAGUCAUACGGGAGCACGUCCAAAC